This is a messenger RNA of Metschnikowia bicuspidata var. bicuspidata NRRL YB-4993, 3896 nucleotides long. RefSeq names its product mitogen-activated protein kinase kinase kinase (gene SSK2). NCBI's taxonomy places the organism in Eukaryota, Fungi, Ascomycota, Pichiomycetes, Serinales, Metschnikowiaceae. The record is from RefSeq and is a predicted model, not a curated record. Gene Ontology annotation, cellular component: cytoplasm. Gene Ontology annotation, molecular function: ATP binding; MAP kinase kinase kinase activity. Gene Ontology annotation, biological process: stress-activated MAPK cascade; protein phosphorylation. The annotation marks the transcript as partial. The transcript has a single exon.
AAUCGCGCCGCAACAGUGGCAAACAGAGGUCGCUCAGCCAGGUUUUGGCGUCCAACCUCCUCAACACCAACCAGUACUUGGCGCAGGAAAAGGCGUACCUCAAGAGAAUACGAAACCAGUGGGGCGAUGACUACUACACUAAGGGCAUCAGCGGGCUCGGUUCCGGCGACGCGAAGGACCACGAGCUCGGCAAAAACAGCUUCGGCAAUAUCAACGACGACGACGACGACGACGACUUGUCCUCGUACUGCAACUCGGACAUUCUCCUGAACUUGGACGACGACAAGUUCCAGUUCGACUCCAGCCUCGCGUUCGACAUCAUGCGCAACAGCAACUCCAAGCUCAGUUUCGACGACGACUUGAAGACCAUCAGCCGGGACAACGUGCAGGACCCGGCCGUGGUGGAGCGGCUCGAGUGGCAGUCCAUGCUUCUCUCCGUGCUCACGGGCGACGUCGUGCGCUCGGAGAAAACCAAGAUCAUUGACACGGUCAACCCGGCCGAGGGCCUGGAGCAUUUCUUGCGCCUGCGCUAUCGCGAAAACCUCUGGUUCGGCAUCCGCGCCAAGAUCUUCGGCCGGUCCGUGGACGACCAGAAGAAAAUCACGCUCUACCGCCGGAACCACGUCGACCUGCUCAUCGACGAGGUGCUCAACUACGAGAUAUCCUACGCUCCCGAGGCCCGGCUGCCGCGCGAGCAGAUUGUCGAUAUCCUCGACCGCUACGAGCGUGCCUGCGAGUUGUGGCGAGCGCUUGAGGACAUGAAGCACGACAAGCCCACGUGCCGAGACGACGCCUUCCAGGACCGCAUCGAUGCGCUCACCGCGUGGCUCUCCAUAAGCGACGCCAUCGAGCGCGAGUCCCGCUCGUUCAAGGCGUGGAUCGGCAACGAUGAUUUGGACGUGACCCGUGGACGCACGGCUAGCCAUUCCCAGGAAAAGUCCGAGUCUUUGUCCGAAAGCAAGACAAAGGUGAACAAGAUCUUCGAGGAGGACAACAAGUCUUUGGCCGAGAGAAUCGUCAAGGAGAAGGACGUCAGCAUGGUCUUCAGAAAACGCAUCUUUCUCACGCUCGCGCCCUGGAUGGUCAAGUCGAAGAAAAACUACAUUCGCUUGGGCACGAUUUUCGAGACCUUGAAGUUGCCGGACUAUGUGCGCAACCUCAUCGACCUAUGUCUUGUUCCCAUGCGCUUGAUCAAGGAAAUCAUCGAGAGCAGAAUCAAGUACGCUAUGAAGUUGCAGAACCCAACCUUGAUGAUGAUCGACCAGAUGAUAGACGAUUUCAAGUCCUACAUUGCCAUUGCCCUAGAGGUGAAAGGCGGCAUCAUCGAAUACUGCAGAUCGGACGUGGACAGAAUCUGGAUCAUCAAGGACAUGUUUGAGAAGGACAUCGAAGUCUUCGACCAGGUCGUGCUUCAGUGUGUCCGCUACUACCUCCAUUUGCUCAACAAGAAACUCAAUGACAGUUCGAGGUCCCCUCACCUAUUCAGAACCAACAAAGAACCGGAGGAGCUCGAGAGUGCGUGGAACUUCUUGAGAAACUUGGGCGAAUACAUUGACGGCGGGGGAAGCGUUGUGGCAGAGAGCGUCACAUCAGUGACCUCGCGACUUUGCCACAAGUUGUUGGCGUACCUUCAUCAUCAAGUCAACAAUCCGGCGACUCCCGUGAAUGGCUCAGCGGACUUCACUCGCUGGUAUACAUCUACGACAGAGAACUUUGGUCAGCUUCGACGUAAAUUGGCCCGAUUCACAGGCCAGAUCUCCCAAAAGUUCACGAAUUCUUUUGUUUUCGAGGUCUACAAAACAGAAAACGGAAGCAAGUCAAUUCUUGAGAUCUUGAAGGACACAAACCAUUUUCUUGUCAACACCAAUACAGUCGAAGCGCAAGGAAUGUAUUUUUUUGCUAGUCCCGAACUAAUCGACAACGAGGCCGAGAUUUUGCGGAUUAUUAAUGGGUCGUGUAUUGGGUCGGAUCCAGAAGGGGCUAUCUCUGAGUUUGCUGAACUUGUAACUGCAGAGGAGCGAGAUUACAGCGACUUCGCUAAUUUUGAGAAUCACCACAAUCCGAAAUAUACCACGUCUUAUGUGAUCACUUACUGCCCGACCAAACCAAUUGUGUGGAAGGGGGACAUGAUCAAACUCACAAUGGACAACAUGCCGAUCUCCGACGUGAGACCCGGGCAAAUGCUCUUAAUCUCGAAUCUCCCCCACUUCAGCCUUCAUAUCGCAAAAGACAGGUUUCUUGAUGCUGUUUCUGAUAAUUCAGUGAACGAAACAUUGAAAGCUGUGGAGCAAAGAUCUUCAUUGACGAAAGUACAUCAGGAAUUGACCAAAAUUAACAAACUUUUUUUCCGCAUGACAUUGGCUGUUUUUGACUCUGUCUCUAUUUUGACAUUGAAAUGCAGACAAAUGUUUCCAGAAGGAGACUAUCAAGAGCUAGUUAACUCAUACUUUAUUCAUGCAAGAGACUUUGGCAAGAGUUCGGUCAAAUGGUCUGACGCUUCAAAAAAAUCCACUGUUAUCAUGCGUCUCAUACGUUUAGCAAUUGAUUGGGUUAGUUUUAUCUGUGACGAUUGUGUCCCAACAGAUCGGAAAACUUUCAGAUGGUGUGUGCUAGCUUUGGAAUUCGCGAUGGAGAUGACUAGAGGCUUCAACAUCCUUGUCCUUGAUGAAGAUCAAUUCUACAAGCUUAAACUAAAGGUUGCCCGUUGUAUGUCUCUCUUGAUUUCUCAUUUCGAUAUCAUGGGUGCAAGAUCUAGCGAAGCAGAACAGCGGAGAUUGCUCAAGUGGUACUCCCAAAGACAGGGAAUCGAAAAAUCUGCGGACGACGAUGAAGUAUUGUCGGCAUACCAAGAGGAUUUGAUGGCUCAAAUCUCUGAGAUUGAGGCUUACCGAUCUGAUGUACAAGAAGAGUUGAACUCCAUUGGUAGAGUCUUGGACGUCUCCGACCUGGAGUAUCAGUUCGUGACGCUAUUAGCCUCGUCGUUCUCGAGUGUUUCCAUCAGAUGGCAAAAAGGUAAAUUUAUUGGUGGUGGGUCUUUUGGACAGGUCUAUGCAGCAGUCAAUUUAGAUACCGGUGGUGUCAUGGCAGUUAAAGAGAUUGUCUUCCAUGAUAGCCAGUCCUUGAAGCUCAUUCCUUCGAUCAAGGAGGAGAUGACUGUGCUUGAAAUGUUGAAUCACCCAAAUGUUGUCCAAUACUUUGGUGUUGAAGUGCAUCGCGACAAAGUAUACAUAUUCAUGGAGUUCUGUGAAGGAGGAUCACUUUCAGGGCUUUUGGCGCAUGGCCGUAUUGAGGAUGAAAUGGUUAUUCAAGUCUACACCUUACAGAUGUUGGAAGGCUUGGCAUACCUCCAUCAAUCAGGUGUUGUGCACCGAGACAUUAAACCCGAAAACAUCUUAUUGGACCACAAUGGUGUUAUCAAGUUUGUUGACUUUGGGGCUGCUAAGGUAAUUGCAGCUAGUGGAAAGACAAGGAACACUGCAAGUCAUUCUUCAAGGACGGGCACUGGAGGCAACAAUCCACAAAACUUGAACUCGAUGACAGGCACGCCAAUGUAUAUGUCGCCGGAGGUGAUUACUGGUCAGAGCUCGUCGAAAAGCGGGGUUGUGGACAUCUGGUCGCUAGGAUGCUGCGUUCUUGAAAUGGCCACUGGUAGGAGACCAUGGGCCAACCUUGAUAAUGAGUGGGCAAUCAUGUAUCACAUCGCAGCAGGCCACAAGCCUCAGUUGCCCUCGCCGGACCAGCUCAGUGAGGAGGGAAUUCGGUUUCUUUCCAGGUGUUUGGAACACGAACCAAGCAAGCGUCCGAGUUCAACGGAGCUUUUGAAUGAUCCAUGGAUUGUCCAAAUCAGACAGGUUGCGUUUGGAUCCAGCGACGCCGGAAACACCCCGCUGUCAGAG